Molecule: messenger RNA, 1615 nt
Organism: Nerophis lumbriciformis (worm pipefish)
Lineage: Eukaryota; Metazoa; Chordata; Actinopteri; Syngnathiformes; Syngnathidae
Product: transmembrane protein 238-like
Source: RefSeq, a predicted model, not a curated record
UCCACCCAAAGACUUGUCCUACGCCAGCAGGGUUCCACUUCUUGUGUGCAUGAAGCGUGUGCCUCACAAUACGAAUGUCAUGGGUUCGAGUCCCUUGCUAGGGGUCUUUCUGGUUUGCGUCACCCUCCCCGUCUCCGGUUACCCACUUCCGGAACACACCUUGUUUGUCUGGUGGGCGUGGCCAGGCUGCAGGUGAGCCGCGCCGAGCAUCCUCCGUUACUCCGGCGCAAGUGUUCCAGCAUGGACGCAGUCAGGGUCUUCCUGGGCAACUGCGCACCCCUCUUCUUCGCCGGCCUGGCCUGUGACGUCAUCGGGCUGGUCAUCCUCCUGGUGGGCGUGUUCGGCGACGUGCGCGCGGACGGCCGCUUCUACGGCGACUUCCUGAUUUUCAGCGGCGCGCUCGUCAUCUUCCUCAGCCUGGCCUUCUGGGUCAUGUGGUACGCGGGCAACGUCAGGCCCGCCGCCGAGCCGCGGAGGAAGCGCAGCGGCCUGGCGCGCCUGGUCAGGAAGAUCUCCGAGAGGAUCACGCGCGACAUGGCCGCCGCGGCGUGCGUCAAGCGCGCGGACGACGACGGCGUCGACGCCGGGGUCGCGACCCCCACCGACCCCCACCCGGCCGGCAAAGUCACGUGGGGCAAGUCCACGGCCUACGACAAUGCCGCUUAUGAAGAUUAUAAGCGUUAUGACGGCUAUGACCGCGAGGACCGCAAGGAGGAAGAACGACGGUGACGUCAUUGAAUCAAUAUUUUAACUCCGCGUCACGUGAUUACUUCCUGUUUCAAAUGGUCGUCAUUUAUCAACACGUGUCCUAACCAUUCACGCCAAGGACUAAGUUAAAGAUGAUAUUUAUUGUGUCAAAUAUUUCUACUACUAAUGUUUAUUUGAAUAAAUAUUCCUCGUCAGCGAACACGUUUUCUGAAGGGGAGACGAAACAAAACAUGUCUGAAAUAUUGAUUCUGUCGUUUUAAAUAAAUGCUGAGUCAUAUUUGCGCUUUGCUUCCGCGUCACGUGACACCGACUUUACCGGUUUGACUGUUGACUCGACAAACACAAUGUUCACACUGCACACACACUUUGGCACUGUCACACACUUUGCUACACUGCUGUACAAAGUAACACGUUUACACAUCAACACAAUACUGUCACACACACUGCUAUACAACAUAACACUGUAACACACUUUUACACAUCAACACAAUACUGUCACACACACUGCUAUACAACAUAAGACUGUAACACACUUUUACACAUCAACACAAUACUGUCACACACACUGCUAUACAAUAUAACACUGUAACACACUUUUACACAUCAACACAAUACUGUCCCACACACUGCUAUACAACAUAACACUGUAACACACUUUUACACAACAACACAAUACUGUCACACACACUGCUAUACAACAUAACACUGUAACACACUUUUAUACAUCAACACAAUACUGUCACACACACUGCUAUACAACAAAACACUGUAACACACUUUUACACAUCAACACAGUACUGUCACACACACACUGCUAUAGAACAUAACACUGUAACACACUUUUACACAUCAACACAAUACUGUCACACACACUGCUAUACAACAUAACAAUAUAACACACUUUUAC